UUAUUCUGAAAGGAAUCCUUCUUCCGGCGUCACCUCCGGUCGAUGUCGCCUUCUCACAACAUCGGGCUAGAGCCGCGGCUGGGAGCUAACGUGAACGCAGUUGUAACAACACACAGGGGCGAACAGAAACAGGCAAAACAUGUCAGACUCGGAGACAAAACCAUCCAGCCAAGACGGUGGGGACAAGAAGGACGGGGAGUACAUCAAGUUAAAAGUGAUCGGGCAGGACAGCAGUGAAAUCCACUUUAAGGUGAAAAUGACGACACAUUUAAAAAAGCUGAAGGAGUCUUACAGCCAGAGACAGGGCGUCCCAGCAAGCACGCUACGGUUUCUGUUUGAAGGACAGAGAAUCGCAGAUAACCAAACUCCAAAAGAGCUGGGGAUGGAGGACGAGGACGUCAUCGAGGUUUAUCAAGAACAGACCGGUGGACUUUGGAAUGAUUAAACCCCCCGCAUUUCUAAAUCUUUUUUUUUUUUUUCUUCUUUUCUUUUCUUUUUUCUUCUGAUUUUGUAUUUUAUUUUGUAUGUAUGUACGUAUUUUUUGUUCAGUUUCAAACCAUCUGGAUCAAAACCGACUCUAUCAGGGCUUCCAUGCGUGACAGGAAGGUGAAUGAACUGAGGUAAGCGGACGAGGAAAAGGACAUCGGGUCUCUUAUUCUGAAGUGCAGGGAUGCUCGUGCUGUUGACCCGAGCAAUAGCAUUCAGUAGCAUAGUAUCUUGUUUGUGGUGUGUUUUUGUUUCCUUUAUCGUGUCUUGUUGGGGGUGUCGGCAGAAGCAAGUAAUCCUAUCAAGGACCAGACUGCGUUUAAAGGAACAGUUCAGCCAAAAGUGAUCUUCAUAUAGUUGUAAGACGAGUAGUGUUGUUGUCAUAUGAUACUACACAGCAAGUGCACUUGUACAGCUGGGCUUUGACUUAAAGGAAAAUAAAGUGGCCGUGAUCACGUUUGCUCAGAAUUAAAAAAAAUCAGAAGACUCGAGGUCAAGUUUAAGUUAUAUGUUAUACUGAGGAUGAACAAAUGUGAUGGUGUUGGUUUGUUUUAAUUUUUAGGUCCCAAACAUGAUUUCUUGAAAUUAUAAGAGUCUCUCUGAAAACUCGGUGAUCGUGUUCCAAAUAUCAGACUAUCGAAGCCGCUGCUGGGGGUUUGAUAGUUUGAGGGAACUGAAACAAAGCCGUGGACACUGAGCAAACAUCGUCACAAAAGGCAAUUUCUGGAUUAAGUAUUCCUUUUAUGGCUAGUUGUGGUUUUAAAAACAUCAUCUUGCAUUUCAUUUGUACAGAGGAAUUCGAAGCACCCAGUUAGAUGUUAGAAGAUGCGGUUAUUUGUACAAAAGGCAGUCCAUUCCACACGUUUACAUUCAGGGCAUUUAGCAGAUUGAGGGUUUGUCGACACACGUGCUCAUAAACAGCUGGACUCCUCAUCCUCAAAUCCACAACGUUUGUUAUUUGCUUUUACAGCCUCUGUCUAUCAUGUAUGAAGAACUGCACCAUGGAGAAAUUGUAAAAUUCUGAUUAUAAUUGACAUUUGAGAAUUUUUUUUAAACGACAAUUGUGCUUGACUUGUAUAUGUUGUGUUCAGUAUUAGUGUGUUUGAAUGACAUGCCACAUGUAUCUCCAGUGUCGUCUUUUUAUUUAUAUUGGAGGGUUCCAUUCUGUGAAGAUAUAUAGAAAUAUAUAUAUAUAUAUAAACCUGUUCUGGAUAUAUCUUGCUCCCUGACAUUCACAGUGUUUUAAACUCUGUUCUCCAGCAGUUUGUGCAAGAAGAAAAUCUUGCCAAUAUUCACACAAGUCAUCUACGAACAGUGAACUGCGGUGUCAGCGCUUGUUUUUAAAGCUUUUCUUUCUCUUUUUGGGAUGAAACUCUGAAAUCUGUGUACUGUAUGAAGUUCCUCAAGAGGGUUAAGAUCAUCAGCAGCCCCCCAAAACUUAUGUCAACUGAAAUUAGCGAGAAGGGUGAAUGGGGAAACAAAGAUAGUGGCAAGAUGGAGAUGCUCAACUCCUGAAGGAGGAAAUAACCACAAAAAUGUCUUUCUUGUUUUUUUCUCAGUCUGGUUAUUUCACUCUUCACAAACACUCAAAAUGUCAGGUUAAAGACGCAGUGGAUGACGGUUUCACUGCACCUCCGGGAUUCUACAAGGAAAUAAUUAUCCUUCCCUUGCCGUCAUCUCCCGGAGGUGUGUGUGUGUGGCACAAAGAAAACCUGUCUUUUCAAAGUAAAACAUUGCCUCAAUUGGGUUUUCGCAGCCUAACGGACCUUUCGUACUCUUACCUUGUGCAUCAGUGAGCAGCUCAGGUGAAGCAGACCCCACCCAAACCCUUCUUGAGUAAGGGUGGACUGUGAUCUGAGCCAUAGCACUGAUCUCCGUGAGGUGAAGGGACCGUUCAUCAUUAGAGGAAGAUUGAUACAGAUGGUUUGAAAUUCUGGAAAUGAGCUUUUUGCUUUUUUUGAAUAAAAUAUUUAAAGAAAUAA
Messenger RNA from Hippoglossus stenolepis (Pacific halibut), 2468 nucleotides. It is a transcript of the gene sumo1, whose product is annotated as small ubiquitin like modifier 1. Gene Ontology annotation, molecular function: ubiquitin-like protein ligase binding; protein tag activity. The transcript is spliced from 5 exons. Gene Ontology annotation, biological process: protein sumoylation. The record is from RefSeq and is a predicted model, not a curated record. Lineage: Eukaryota; Metazoa; Chordata; Actinopteri; Pleuronectiformes; Pleuronectidae. The coding region runs from base 140 to 445 and encodes 101 amino acids. Gene Ontology annotation, cellular component: nucleus; PML body.